GGCACCCUCCCGCCCCGUCUCGUACUCUCGCCACCACUGCCGUGGCCCCGGUCCCGAUGGCUCUGUGCAAUGGAGACUCCAAGCUAGAGAGUGCUGGAGGAGACCUUAAGGAUGGCUGCCACCAUGAAGGAGCCGUUGUCAUUCUGGAUGCUGGUGCUCAGUAUGGGAAAGUCAUAGACCGAAGAGUGAGGGAACUAUUCGUGCAGUCUGAAAUCUUCCCCUUGGAAACACCAGCAUUUGCCAUAAAAGAACAAGGAUUCCGUGCUAUUAUCAUCUCUGGAGGGCCCAAUUCUGUGUAUGCAGAAGAUGCUCCCUGGUUUGAUCCAGCAAUAUUCACUAUUGGCAAGCCUGUUCUUGGAAUUUGCUAUGGCAUGCAGAUGAUGAAUAAGGUAUUUGGAGGUACUGUACACAAAAAAAGUGUUAGAGAAGAUGGAGUCUUCAACAUUAGUGUGGAUAAUACAUGCUCUUUAUUCAGGGGCCUUCAGAAGGAAGAAAUUGUUUUGCUUACACAUGGAGAUACUGUAGACAAAGUAGCUGAUGGAUUCAAGGUUGUGGCGCGUUCUGGGAACAUUGUAGCAGGUAUCAAUGAAUCUAAAAAUGAAUCUAAAAAAUUAUAUGGAGUACAAUUCCACCCUGAAGUUGGCCUUACAGAAAAUGGGAAAAUAAUACUGAAGAAUUUCCUUUAUGAUAUAGCUGGGUGCAGUGGGAACUUUACUGUGCAGAACAGAGAACUUGAGUGCAUUAGAGAGAUCAAAGAGAGAGUAGGCACGUCAAAAGUUUUGGUUUUACUCAGUGGUGGAGUGGACUCAACAGUUUGUACAGCUUUGCUAAAUCGUGCUUUGAACCAAGAUCAGGUCAUUGCUGUGCACAUUGAUAAUGGCUUUAUGAGAAAACGAGAAAGCCAGUCUGUUGAAGAGGCCCUCAAAAAGCUUGGAAUUCAGGUCAAAGUGAUAAAUGCUGCUCAUUCUUUCUACAAUGGAACAACAACUCUACCAAUAUCAGAUGAAGACAGGACCCCACGAAAAAGAAUUAGCAAGACAUUAAAUAUGACUACAAGUCCUGAGGAGAAAAGAAAAAUCAUUGGGGAUACUUUUGUUAAGAUUGCUAAUGAAGUAAUUGGAGAAAUGAACCUGAAACCAGAGGAGGUUUUCCUUGCCCAAGGUACUUUACGGCCUGAUCUAAUUGAAAGUGCAUCUCUUGUUGCAAGUGGCAAAGCUGAACUCAUCAAAACCCAUCACAAUGACACAGAACUUAUCAGAAAGUUGAGAGAAGAGGGAAAAGUAAUAGAACCUCUGAAAGAUUUUCAUAAAGAUGAAGUGAGAAUUUUAGGCAGAGAACUUGGACUUCCAGAAGAGUUAGUUUCCAGGCAUCCAUUUCCAGGUCCUGGCCUGGCAAUCAGAGUAAUAUGUGCUGAAGAACCUUAUAUUUGUAAGGACUUCCCUGAAACCAACAAUAUUUUGAAAAUAGUAGCUGAUUUUUCUGCAAGUGUUAAAAAGCCACAUACACUAUUACAAAGAGUCAAAGCCUGCACGACGGAAGAGGAUCAGGAGAAGUUGAUGCACAUUACAAGUCUGCAUUCACUGAAUGCCUUCUUGCUGCCAAUUAAAACCGUAGGUGUGCAGGGUGACUGUCGUUCCUACAGUUAUGUUUGUGGAAUCUCCAGUAAAGAUGAGCCUGACUGGGAAUCUCUUAUUUUCCUGGCUAGGCUUAUACCUCGUAUGUGUCACAACAUUAACAGAGUUGUCUAUAUAUUUGGUCCAACAGUAAAAGAACCUCCUACAGACGUUACUCCCACUUUCCUGACAACAGGCGUGCUCAGUACUUUACGCCAAGCUGAUUUUGAGGCCCAUAACAUUCUCAGGGAGUCUGGAUAUGCUGGGAAAAUCAGGCAGAUGCCAGUGAUUUUGACACCAUUACAUUUUGAUCGGGACCCACUUCAGAAGCAGCCUUCAUGCCAGAGAUCUGUGGUUAUUCGAACCUUUAUUACUAGUGAUUUCAUGACAGGUAUACCUGCAACACCUGGCAAUGAGGUCCCAGUAGAGGUGGUGUUAAAGAUGGUCACUGAGAUUAAGAAGAUUCCUGGCAUUUCUCGAAUUAUGUAUGAUUUAACAUCAAAGCCCCCAGGAACUACUGAGUGGGAGUAA
Cynocephalus volans (Philippine flying lemur) is the source of this 2144-nucleotide messenger RNA. RefSeq names its product GMP synthase [glutamine-hydrolyzing]-like. NCBI's taxonomy places the organism in Eukaryota, Metazoa, Chordata, Mammalia, Dermoptera, Cynocephalidae. Gene Ontology annotation, cellular component: cytosol. Gene Ontology annotation, biological process: GMP biosynthetic process. The record is from RefSeq and is a predicted model, not a curated record. Gene Ontology annotation, molecular function: GMP synthase activity; GMP synthase (glutamine-hydrolyzing) activity; ATP binding.